GUCGCGGCGCUCUUCGUCAUGGGGCCGCCGACGGCGCCGCCGUCAGAGGGGGCGCAGCAGGCGCCAGUCGCGCCAGGCCGAGACCUGAUGGAGGAAGCGCAGCGGAUCCGUGAACACGAGUUGCAGCAGACCAGGGAUUUCGAGGGCCAGGUUGGCGAGUGGUCCAGGGGGCACUCCGCGAUGCUCGAAGGUCGAGCGUGGACAUUGGCCGCGAAGAACUGCGAGGAGCUGCCGCC
Molecule: messenger RNA, 236 nt
Organism: Prorocentrum cordatum
Lineage: Eukaryota; Dinophyceae; Prorocentrales; Prorocentraceae
Source: the annotation of a GenBank genome assembly